Messenger RNA from Corticium candelabrum, 852 nucleotides. RefSeq names its product kinesin-like protein KIF14. Gene Ontology annotation, molecular function: ATP binding; microtubule motor activity; microtubule binding. The record is from RefSeq and is a predicted model, not a curated record. Gene Ontology annotation, biological process: microtubule-based movement. NCBI's taxonomy places the organism in Eukaryota, Metazoa, Porifera, Homoscleromorpha, Homosclerophorida, Plakinidae. The transcript has 6 exons. Bases 19 to 852 code for a protein of 277 amino acids.
UGAUUUGGCGCUAGGGCUAUGAGUAGUUCUUCUGAUAGGCGAAAACACCGAUCCUCUAAGAGACAACUUCCAUGUCUUCCUGCUUUAAUGCAGGCUUCAUCGUCCUCGUCGUUACCUUUGUCGCUGGUUACACAGUCAGAAGUCUCGGAGUCUACUUGUCAUGAGUCUUCCAGUUUCCAUUCUUAUCGUAAGUCAUCUUCCAUACGACACAAUGAAGGAGAAGACUCUACUGUGACUGUGGCGGUGAGAGUGAGACCGUUCGGCGAGAGGGAGUUACAGUUAUCUGCAAUUUGCUGUGUUCGGAUGGAUGGGCCAAGGACAAUUAUAACAUCAUCUAGCAACCAAGAACACAUUUUUUUAUAUGACUACUCUUUCUGGUCAUUUAAUGAUGAAGGUGUACACUUCAUUGAUCAGCAACAUUUGUAUGAAGAGCUUGGUUUACCACUUUUGGAUCGGUCAUUUGAGGGCUACAACACUUGCCUCUUUGCAUACGGACAGACUGGAUCUGGAAAAUCAUACAGUAUCAUGGGUGAGGGGGAGGCUGUAGGGAUCAUUCCUCGAUUUAGCAAGGACUUGUUUGAACGUAUCAAGCUUCUUACAGAAAUGGAGACUGUUUACAAAGUUACUGUCAGCUUUUAUGAAAUUUACAAUGAAAAGAUUCAUGAUCUUCUGAGUGCUGUCAAGAAAAAGAAGACAUCACGUUUCUCCAAAAUGGCGAGCCACAGCACCACCGUAUUUUGCUCAUGCAUGCUGAAUCGGUGGAGCUUGACAGUGAGGUUGUUGUCAUCUUCCGGAAGAAUUCUGGGACGACACGAUUUCCUGAUCAUCAAACUUGCCUCCACUCGCACGUAA